This is a messenger RNA of Acanthochromis polyacanthus (spiny chromis), 2723 nucleotides long. RefSeq names its product NAD(P) dependent steroid dehydrogenase-like (gene nsdhl). Gene Ontology annotation, biological process: steroid biosynthetic process. NCBI's taxonomy places the organism in Eukaryota, Metazoa, Chordata, Actinopteri, Pomacentridae. The transcript is spliced from 8 exons. Gene Ontology annotation, molecular function: 3-beta-hydroxy-Delta5-steroid dehydrogenase (NAD+) activity. The record is from RefSeq and is a predicted model, not a curated record. The coding region runs from base 107 to 1144 and encodes 345 amino acids.
ACAGAGCAGCUCCCUCUCAGCUGAUUCAAAGAGUUCUGGGUUUGUACGCGGUUUGCUUUGACACGCUGCUUUCAGCUCCUGAGUGGCUCACCUGUUUUCAUUUAUUAUGGCUACACGUAUUCGACCGAGUAGUAAACGAUGUGCAGUGAUCGGGGGCUCCGGUUUCCUGGGCAGACACCUGGUGGAGAAGCUGCUGGAUCGAGGCUAUUCUGUUGCUGUGUUCGACAUCCGGCAGAGCUACGAGGUGCCUGGUGUCACUUUCCACCAGGGAGACCUCUGCGACCAGCAAGCUCUGCUACCAGCUCUGAAAGAUGUGUCCCUGGUUUUCCACUGUGCCUCUCCAGCUCCUGCCAGUGAUGAUCGUGCGCUGUUUGAGAGGGUUAACAUUCAGGGUACCCAGACUGUCAUUAAGGCCUGCAUCGAGGCCAGAGUGCAGAAACUGGUCCUGACGAGCAGCGCCAGUGUGGUGUUUGAAGGCACAGACAUUAAAAAUGGGAGAGAGGAUCUGCCCUACGCCAAGAAGCCCAUCGAUUAUUACACACAGACCAAAAUUGUGCAGGAGAAGUUGGUCCUGGAGGCGUGUGACAAGCAGAAGGGUUUCCUCACAGUUGCCAUUCGGCCUCACGGCAUCUUUGGUCCUCGAGACCCGCAACUGGUUCCCAUCCUGGUGGACACGGCUCGCAGGGGCAAGAUGAAGUUCAUCAUUGGUGAUGGCUCCAACCUGGUAGAUUUCACCUUUGUGGAGAAUGUAGUUCAUGGGCACAUCCUGGCUGCUGAACACCUGAGAACAGACUCUCCUAUAUGUGGAAAACCGUAUCACAUCACCAACGAUGAGCCAAUUCGGUUUUGGGACUUCAUGUCUGAGGUGUUGGUGGGUCUGGGAUACGCUGCUCCCCGCUACCACCUCCCCUACGCUCUGGUGUACGGACUGGCCCUGCUGCUCUGGCUGCUCAGCUUGAUCCUGCGUCCGCUAGUGAGUUUUAAACCAACCUUUACCCCGAUGAGAGUGGCUCUGGCUGGAACUCACCACUACUACAGCUGUGAACGGGCCAAAGAGGACAUGGGCUACAAACCGGUUGUCAGCCUGAAGGAGGGGAUCGAACGCACGGUGAAGAGCUACCCUCAUCUCAGACACGGGGCUUGAUGGCGGAAUGGAGAUAAGAAGCUGCUGAGACUUGUAAGACUGGGUGUUUGCACAGUUAAACUCAUGAUGACAACAAGGCGAUAAGAUCACACGUGGAUGGAAGGUUCAAAAUGAUGGAAGCGGCUGCUGAUUCAAACUUCACCCUAUGUGCCUUUUCAAUUUUUAUGUGCUAUUUCCACCAGCAGAUGGCAGCAAAUGAGCUUUUUUUGUUGCACCCACUGCAGGCUGAGCAGUAGUUGCUGAAUUUAUUGCAACAUUAAUGGACAAAAUGUUCAUUUCAGUUGAAUUUAGUUCUGUUUUCACAGUUGUUUUUUUCGCUCAUGUGCUGAGUGCACACUGAGAUGUUGUAGCCGAGAUGUCAAAAUGCUUUAAUACAUUCCACUAAGUGUUGGUCCUCGAGAGAAAAUCAUUUAAAAUACAGUGUGACCAAAUGUAUGUAAACACUAAUGUGUAUUUUGGCAAAAGGCUCUGAGGUCCAAUUAAGUAAAAUCUUAAGCAAUACCUAAGACAAUGGCGUGCUUUUAGUGGGAACACCCUGUAGUGAUUCAACAUGACACUGCCUUCAGGCCUAAAGUGAGGUUCAUUAAGAAAUAGUUUUCUGACUUUGGAGUACAACAACUUAAAUGGCCUUCACAGUGCCCUGGACUGAAUCCCAUCGAAUACCUUUAGGACAGAUUAAAAUGCUGAUUGUGAGGCAGACCUUAUCGCCAAACAUCAGCAGCUGACUUCACUAACGCUCUAGUGGCUAAAUGGAGGCAAAUCCCUGCAGCUAAGUUUCAAAAUUGUGUGGAAAACGAACUUCAUUCUUCUUAAAAUCUGUCCUCAAACACUAAUAUAGACACUGAAUGUUUUUUUUUUUGGGUGAUGUAAAUGCUCUUCCUGUUUAAAGUGCCCAUAAAGAGAUCCAUUCCUAUUGCAAUUACAAGCUAUUAUGUGGCUUCAGGUUUAGUUUGUGAUAGACAAAUCAAAAGUGUCUUAGUUCAAGUUUAGUUUUGUAUUAUAUAUAGUGCAUUCAAACUCAUCAAAAUAUCAGACAAAUGGAAAACGAGCAAGUCAGCUUGAAAUCAUUCCAACCACAGUACUUCACGUUCAUCAUGUAAACAAAUGGUAAGCAUAAUCCUGUGCACCCAGACAGAAAUUGAAACUGCAUCUAACCCAGUGAGUAUAAACAUGCUUUUAUUUGGCCUUUGUAAACUGGUUUUGAAGGUGACCCUAAGUGUCAGUCCAGAUCCAAGUGCUACUGAUACAUCCUGAGGUAAAAAAGUGUGACAAGUUUGACAGACAAGCUGGGACUGGUCCGUUCAGGCACUGAAGGACAAGCUCAGUAUUCCUACUUUUCGUAAGUAUCGUUCUACUUCUGCUAAACUGGAGAAGAGCAUCCAGAAGAAAACAAAAAGGGGGAAUUUAGCACUGAAAUUCUGAUAUCUGCCUCAUGUGACUAAAGCAGACGGCUGACAUUUCUUCUUAUCUUAGGCUGAAUGUAAAUAUGUACACAGAGUGUUGAAUUGGUAGAGGAUCCCUUUAUGGAAAUGAAUAGGAGGAAUAAUUAAAGCCAUCAAUAAAAGACAGAUUUCUGAAA